Molecule: messenger RNA, 3612 nt
Organism: Mesocestoides corti
Lineage: Eukaryota; Metazoa; Platyhelminthes; Cestoda; Cyclophyllidea; Mesocestoididae
Source: the annotation of a GenBank genome assembly
AUGGACAACCACUGUCGUGAACAAACGGAUGCCGUAUUAUUGGAUAGUGAAAUUUUUAAAACUCCACCAAUGAAAGAAUUUACAGAAGAGCCAGUCGUUCGACCAUCAGUCGAGGGCCUCCCAGUUUAUUCCACCCGCAACGGAAACGCCUCACCCUUAUUGGAUUCCUCCGGAUCUGAUGGAGUUGUUGGACAAAAGUGCGGAGACGACAAACGGGGUCAGUUACAGAGCCCCGGUGUUGGUUUGGUUAGCAGAUCGUUUACACACAGUGACUCCGCCAUUCCACUAUCCUAUGGGAGCUCUUGUCAUGCACUUCGUGGACCGUCACUGCCACUCUCAACCGACUCAGACGCCAAAACCUCGCCCCCCGCUAUCCCAAUUCGGACAACCUCCUCUCCUCAGAAGCACAAACCACCUCCAAUAUUUGUGGGACGCGAAUGGGUCCUUGAGAAGGCUGCAAGAUGGCUUCAACUGCCGCAAAACGGCACACCACCUCCUGAAGCAACGUCCUGCACAUUCAUUGUGGUUGGUGGGCCUGGAUCUGGUAAAACGUGCUUAUUUAAGCAGAUAACGCGCAACGACAGCCUUGAGUUAACAAGUCGUGUUCUUGCCUACCACGCGUGCUCUAAUCAAUUCGCGGCUUCUCUGAAUCUGCCUCGCUUCAUUCUCUCACUGCGCGAUCAAUUAGCCUCUCGAACUGACGCCAUUGGCGACUACUACAGGGGACGUCUGGCUGGUGGCGGCGGUAGGAUCGGUCGUCUGUUCACAUCGGCCAGACUCUGUGCAUUUCCGGACGAGGUGCUCUCCGAGGGUGUAUUCAAGGUUCUGGCAGACAUCGACCCAAGUCACAUUGGCGUGAAGCAGAAGUUCUUCAUAGCAGUCGACUCGGCGGAUGAGUGCUUGCGUUUGAAUCCAAACUCAGAGGUGCGUGCGCCACCUGCCGUGUCAACGAUUGGCUGCACUCACAAGCGACUCUCGCAAGCCUCUUCCGCCUCCGACAACACCGCCGAACUGCAGAACCUGAGUCUGCAUCAGUCUACGGGGCGGAUUCGACAGGGCUGGGUCAGUCGAAAUUUCCUGGAACUCCUCGCAAUCAACGCUCUGUUUUUACCACCAUGGAUUGGUCUUUUUAUCACGUGUCGUCGAGAAUCGCAGACUAUUCUUCGUCGACUGUUUCGGUGUGCUAUGACAGUGAUUCUGGACGAUACACGGUGCCCAUCGGUUGCAAAAGACAUCAACGACUACGUCUACGCUCGCUUGAGGAGCGAAGUAAGCCUGCAAAACUGUCUUGCUCUGUGUCCAUCCGGGGGACAGGAGAUGCUGCAGAUGCUGCAGUACAAGAGUAACGCCUCCUUCCUGUACCUCAAGAUAGUACUGACCGCGAUCAGUGAAUGCUGGCUCACCCCAGAGUACAUCAGAACCAUUCCGGGCACACUUAGUGGUCUGUUUCUUUGGCUGUGCCAACGACUGUUAACGCCUUUACCAAAUGACGCUACCACAUCCCUCAUGCUUGCCGUUAAACCCGUGUUAAAUCUCAUCCUAACUUCCCCACGACCUCUGACUCUUCCAGAGAUCGAUGUUAUUCUCCACGCAAACAAUGUUUCCACGGAAGUGCUUGAGAACUGGAGGCAUGCGUUAUCGCUGCCGCAUUUUCUCACCUACGACUACCCGUUGUACCUGCACGACCAACCGCAAGAAUGGGUUAGACUGCUGGAUUAUGCAGAGCUGCAGCAAGAGAAAGUGCUGGCAUUUGAGCACACGAGUCUACGUGAUUGGUUCCUUGAUGUAAAGUACUCAACUCCCGUGUACGUCGCAUCCUCUCGCGAUGGUCACACCAUGCUAGCUAUCGCUGCUCUCAAUCAAAUCACCAAGUCACCAUGCCUUUCGCAUUCAUUCACGUGGGACAUCCUCUACAAUUUCACCAGAUCCAACCUCUACAAUUCAGCCGAGGCCCUGCAUAGACUGACUUCGGCGCUGCGAGACGUGAAGUUGGAUUUUUCUGUCGACACUCUGGGUAAUCUUGACUGCUGGUCGUUCCUUCACGAUCCCAUCCUCGUUCACUGCUCGUUUGCUGGAUCGUCGAUCAGUCAACUGAUUGAGGACGCCCUUAAUUAUGAGCAUCGUUCACUGGAUCCACAAACCACAGCAGCUGCCUGCAACGGAACGCGUCCUAAGGAACGCAAACCUAAACCUGUCAUUCUUCAAACUGGAUCCGACAAGGAGACUUCGAUCGGACAGUUGUGCACUGCGGCAUUUCAGGGGAAAUUGGAGGUAGUAAAGACGAUUCUAAAAGACAACUCAGUUGAUGUGGACGCACGCGAUGCUGCAGGAUCGACGCCAUUGGUCCUCGCCUCGCGUCAAGGUCAUUUGGAGAUUGUAAAGUGUCUCCUAGCGGCCAAUGCCAGGCUGGACCAGAUCGAUCAGGACGGCUGGUCAGCUCUCCGAUCUGCCGCAUGGGGAGGUCACAGAGAUGUGGUGAAGGUGCUUCUGGAAGCCGGUGUCGACGUGGACAUCGUCGGACCGGACUGUCGGACGGCGUUGCGAGCGGCCGCGUGGGCGGGCCACGAGGCGAUCGUCCAGAUCCUCCUCUUCGCAGGUGCCGAUGUGGACAAGCCUGACGCUGAAGGACGCACUCCACUCAUCGCGGCCGCUUACAUGGGCUGCAUCGAUGUCAUCAACAUACUCGCUGAUGCUGGCGCCAACUUGAACCACGCGGAUCAGGACGGUCGGACGGCACUUAGCGUGGCCGCGUUCUGUGUGCCACAGUCCACCGUCCACACCCAGGUCGUCUCCAACCUCCUUCAACUUGGAGCCAAUCCAAAUAUUGGUGACCGCGAGAACGUGACUCCCUUGAUUGGUGCUGCCAAUUCAGGCAGACGUGAAGUCUGUGAGCUCUGUCUUGAGGCGGACGCAGACGUCGACGCAUUGGACAAGAGUGGUCGGAGUGCUCUCGUGGCGGCAGUGGUGAAUGGCCAUGUGGAAGUCGUCCAGCUACUCCUGUUCUGGUGCGCCUCCGUGGACACCAUCGACGCGAACGGUCGUUCAGUGCUUAGCAUCGCAGCGGCUUGUGGCCACACUGAGGUGGUCCGGAAGCUGCUUGACAGGGGUCUAGAUGAAGCCCAUAGGGACCACAUGGGUGCCACACCGUUGCACCUCGCCUCCGCCGCAGGCCACGCUGACGUAGUCAGACUCCUUCUUGAGUCUGGAGCGCACCUAGACGAGACGGACAAUGCCGGCCAGACACCACUUCUCGUCGCGUGCCAGGCCGACCACCUGGCCGUAAUCAGGCUGCUCCUUAUGCCGGCCGUAUGCACGGAGACAGGCGACAACGACGCAGUCCAUGAUCUGCUGGAAGAACUUGUCACGGGGGGUGAGGAGGACGUGGACCCACAUCGGGUCUACGACCCGCUCAGCACAGGUGGACACGACGGCUUCCUGGGACAGGCUGCUCUUGAAACUGUUGCCAGAGCCGCCAUGGACGGCAGAAGCCCUCUAAGAGCUGCCGCACUCAACAAUAACAUUCCAUUGGUCAAACUGCUCCUGGCUCUGGGGGCUGAUCUGGAUCAACAGGUGAGUAAAUCCCAGUGCUCAAGUUUGAAAACCUGGGAUUAA